Polychytrium aggregatum is the source of this 746-nucleotide messenger RNA. Its product is annotated as nucleophile aminohydrolase. The record is from RefSeq and is a predicted model, not a curated record. Gene Ontology annotation, cellular component: proteasome core complex; proteasome core complex, beta-subunit complex. The coding region runs from base 60 to 674 and encodes 204 amino acids. Lineage: Eukaryota; Fungi; Chytridiomycota; Chytridiomycetes; Polychytriales. The transcript is spliced from 5 exons. Gene Ontology annotation, biological process: proteasome-mediated ubiquitin-dependent protein catabolic process.
CGUCGGAGCCACACCACACAUCGCCAUCUGCAUCGCCCGCUGGAUCUAAAGACGCCAAAAUGAAUCCUAUGCACUACAAUGGUGGCGCUCUGAUCGCCAUGGUCGGAAAGGACUGUGUCGCCAUCGCAACCGAUCGUCGAUUUGGUAUCCAGGCCAUGACACUGGCGACGGACUUCCCGAAAGUCUUCACCGUCAACGAUCAUGUCAUGUUUGGCUUGGCCGGACUGGCCACCGACGUUCAGACAAUGCAUGAGAAGCUCCGAUUCCGAACCAACCUAUACAAGCUUCGCGAAGAGCGCGAUAUCUCACCAAAGACUUUCGCGCACCUGGUUUCAUCAACCCUUUACGAACGGCGCUUUGGACCUUACUUUGUCGAGCCGGUGAUUGCUGGUCUGGAAUCGGAUGGAACGCCGUUCAUUGCUUCAACCGACCUGAUCGGAUGCAUCAACUUUGCCAAGGAUUUUGUGGUCAUCGGAACUGCAGGCCCGCAGUUGUAUGGUGUCUGUGAAAGCUUCUGGGAGCCCAACCUGGAACCCGAGGCUCUGUUCGAGGUCAUCUCGCAGGCACUGCUGAACGCUGUCGACCGCGAUGCCAUCAGCGGUUGGGGAGCCGAUGUAUAUAUCCUCACGAAGGACCAGGUCAUCAAGAGAACCCUGAAGGGCCGCAUGGACUAACGCGGGACAUGCGCGGAUGUCUCGAUCGUGUCUGGGUCGUCUUGACUGCGAAUACACAGUGUUCACGACGGA